Molecule: messenger RNA, 2872 nt
Organism: Diospyros lotus (date-plum)
Lineage: Eukaryota; Viridiplantae; Streptophyta; Magnoliopsida; Ericales; Ebenaceae
Exons: 9
Coding region: 611-2698 (695 amino acids)
Biological process (GO): positive regulation of ERAD pathway
Molecular function (GO): ubiquitin protein ligase activity
Source: RefSeq, a predicted model, not a curated record
GCGGCCAGCGGCAUCAAUCAAAAUUAUUUUUUAUUAUUUCAUCCGCGUGCUGUUGUGUUGUUGCCCGCCUUCUCUCUCUCUCUCUCUCGCUCGGGGAUAGAGGCAGAGGGGAGGGCGGGGAGAGAGCGAGCGAGCGAGCCGCAGGAGAAAGGGCAGAAGGAUGCCCACAACACAACAAACUGCCUACCCUCGUUUCUCUUUUUCGAUUCUCCUCCGUGUGCCUGGAAGAAAGAAGCAGACGCCGAUCUUUCCUUCCGUCCUUCCUGAGCGUUAGGAGCAGGAGGUCUUAUUCAAUAUCUAACUCUGGAAAGAGGCAGGGAAGGGAGCUUUCUUCCAUCCAUCUCUUCUGUUUCGCAACGCCACCUCCCAAUCUGCCUGCCAACUGGAGAUCAUGAGAUAGGUUAUGGUGGUCAAGCCGCGAUCCAUUCCAAAAAGACAGGCAAUUUGUUGAUCGGUUUUCUAGGGUUGGGGUUUCUGGCCGUUGAUUGAUUAUUUGCUCUCUCUUCUUAUUUUAAGAGAAGAAAAAGGAAAAACCAAAACCAAAACAAGGUCUUCCACGGAGAAAGAAACGAUCUCCAAGGGCUGGGUUAGGUCUAGUGCCUCGUCGCAAAUGGAAGCCUCUGCAGCUGCUGCUGCUGCUGCUAAUUCGGAUACCUUCAGGGGUUCUCCCCCGAGUAGCACUAUCAAUUCUAGAAGAUUCGGAGUCCAGUUGUCUGCCUCCAAUUUGCUCCGUUCACCGCUUUCUACCUUGUUGGAGUACUCUGGCCUCCUGCGACCCAGGUCCCCUCCUAGUCACGCGGAAUCUGAUACCUCCUCCACGAACAGUACCAUCGGCGUUGGUUUCCAAGAUCGCAUUCAUAACGAUUCUCCUGUGUCUGGUGUUGGCGCUGGGGAGGUUUCUAUUAGGAUAAUUGGUGCCGGGGAACAAGAUCAUGAACUCGACAGGAUUGAGACUUCUUUGCCUUCUUCAACACUUGGCCAUCAGAAUGAAGCAUAUGCUCAUCCCAUUGGUAGAACAGCUUCUGCCUUGUCCCUUUCUUCAACACUGGAUGGCCAGGGAGAUUCGAGGAGUGAUCAGGGCGUAGGGGAGGGUGUGUCCCAGUCACUUAAUGGAGGAGAUGUUGAUGGGGAGGCUGCAGAUGGGUCUGCAUCUAAUGGAAGGGAUUCUUCUUACCAGAGAUAUGAUAUACAGCAGGCUGCCAGAUGGAUUGAGCAGGUGCUUCCGUUUUCUUUGCUUCUCUUGGUCGUUUUUAUCCGACAGCAUUUGCAAGGGUUUUUUGUUACCAUUUUGAUUGCUGCUGUGAUGUUUAAGUCAAAUGAUAUUUUACGGAAGCAAACAGCUUUGAAGGGAGAGAGGAAAAUAUCUGUUCUAGUUGGUAUCUCUUUGGCAUUCUUGCUUUAUGUCAUUAUUGUAUAUUGGUGGUAUCGGAAUGAUGAUCUUCUGUAUCCACUCAUUAUGCUUCCUCCAAAAGCUAUACCUUUUUGGCAUGCUGUCUUCAUCAUUAUGGUAAAUGAUACCUUGGUACGGCAGGCAGCAAUGGUUCUAAAGUGUAUAUUACUAAUUUACUACAAAAACAGCAGAGGACGAAAUUACCGUAAGCAGGGUCAAAUGUUAACUUUGGUUGAGUAUCUGGUACUGCUCUAUCGUGCCUUGUUACCAGCACCUGUCUGGUAUCGUUUCUUCUUGAACAAAGAAUAUGGGAGCCUUUUUUCGUCAUUAAUGACGGGUCUCUACUUAACUUUCAAGCUCACAUCUGUAGUUGAGAAGGCCCAAUCCUUUUUUGCUGCUUUAAAGGCAUUGUCCCGCAAAGAGAUUCAUUAUGGCGCUUAUGCAACGUCAGAGCAGGUCAGUGCAGCUGGUGAUCUGUGCGCUAUCUGCCAGGAAAAAAUGCGUGCUCCUAUCUUAUUGCGUUGUAAACACAUAUUUUGUGAAGACUGUGUUUCAGAGUGUUCUCAGAGAUCAAUGGAUACGGAAGACGCCAUGAAUCAACCAGAUCAAGUGGGAAGCCUUUUUCCGGAAUCAAUGAACGAAUUAGAACAGAAUUUCGUUAUUCAGAAAGCCAAGUAUAAUGUCACUGAGCUGUCUCGACCAUCCACAGCCGCUGAUGAGGAAGCUGCUUCUCUAUGGCCUAUAACUCCAGAUUCACAGAAAGAGAUCGGGGACUUUCUAUUUGAUCUGUCUUCUCCACUAACAUUGGUUUCUUCCUCUAAGAAGUUUGUCUGCUUUGAUUCCCCCCCGAAUGAUGACUCGUCCGCUUCUGUCAAUGGUAGCCUCAGUACCCCAAAGGAGGGCGUUUUUAACCCAUUUGCUCCAGGUCCAGAUGAGCUUAUGCUGGCUCCCCGUUGUAAGAAGUUUAUGGAAGAUUCAUGCAGCAAAGUUUCUCGACGGCUGGAUUUUGACUCUUCUAUAAAGUUCUCCCUAAAUGGAAAUUAUGAAACUGAUGCUGAAACCAUGCCAGGUGAUGAAAUAUUACUUGAAACCAUGUACGGGACACUUUUGGAAGCCAUUGUUACAAAGCAGACCGAGGGGCUUCUUGCUGAAAUUUUACCUCAGGAUCCUGGUACUGAUGGGCUUAAGACCCCUAAUUUUGCAAUUCGUCUUAGUGGGAUUGCUGAAACCUGUCCAGGUGCUCCUAGGAAGGGGACAAGAAAAUUAAGGAACAUUAGCCAAAGUUUAUGCAGAAAGCUCGAAUUCUGAUCUUGGGUUAUGCAGAAAGUUAAACUUCAAAUACUGGUGAUGACAUACUCUUUUUGAGAUCUACAGAUAGUUUGAUUUUGAUAAUUGUAAUGCUCACUCAGGUUGUCAUGGAUUGACAUUCUUGUAAGUCUUGUUCCUUUGAAACAGUAACAUGCUUUCCUUUUGUUGCAAUUA